AGUGUUUGAGUGUCAAAACAAAACACACGUGUUUUGUGCAUGAAAAGUUUCUGCACGGAUUUUAUUGGUUUUUCAUCUCAUUAACUUGCUAAUCUCAUUGAAUUUUACCAGAAAAUUGUCUCUUUAAGUUUUCAUAGCUAAGAAAGUUCAAAAUACCCCGAAAUCCAGUGUUUUUCACGUCAUUUGUUGCUGUGAGGAAAACAAUCUUCUUAAGAAAUGGACGAAUUGGAGGGCUUUUCCUUGAUGCCAAAUGUGAAGAAGGAGGAGCAGAAGGUGAGGAAGAAAAAGAAGAACACCGGCGGAUUCCAGUCGAUGGGACUCAGCGCGGGCGUCUUGAGUGGCAUCACGAAGCGUGGCUACAAAUUCCCCACGCCCAUCCAGCGCAAGACAAUCCCGUACAUCCUCGAGGGACGCGACGUGGUGGCCAUGGCGAAGACGGGCUCGGGGAAAACCGCGGCGUUUCUCAUUCCGCUGUUUGAGAGGCUGCGAACGCGCAAGGAUGUCGGAAGUGCGCGGGCUCUGAUCUUGUCGCCCACUCGUGAGCUCGCCAUCCAGACGUACAGAUUCAUCAAGGAGCUGGGGCGCUUCCUGAACCUGAAGACAGUGCUUAUCCUCGGCGGAGAUUCCAUGGAUCAUCAGUUCUCUUCGCUGCACUCGAAUCCGGACGUGAUUGUCGCCACUCCGGGGCGCUUUCUGCACGUGUGCGUGGAGAUGAAUCUGAAGCUGUCUGAGGUGUCUUAUGUGGUGUUCGACGAGGCGGACAGACUCUUCGAGAUGGGCUUCGGCGAGCAACUGACGGAGAUUCUCCACCGUUUGCCGCACGCCAAGCAAAUGGUCAUGUUCAGCGCCACUCUGCCGCGAAUGAUGGUGGAUUUCGCCAAGGCGGGACUCUCAGACCCUGUUUUGAUCCGUCUGGACGUGGAGUCAAAGCUGCCGGAGGCGCUGGAGCUGAAGUUCCUCUUCUGUCGCAGCGAAGAGCGCUACGCUGCGCUCCUCACGCUCCUGAAGCACGUCAUUCCGGCCGACGCGCAGACAGUCGUGUUCGCCGGCACGCAGCAUCAUGUGGAGUUCAUCUCAAUGCUCCUCACGCGUGUCGGCAUCACCAGCACUUUCGUGUACUCCAAUCUCGAUCCGUCGGCGCGGAAGAUCAACACGGCCAAGUUCCAGAGCAAGAAAGCCUCCGUUCUGGUGGUCACUGACGUCGCAGCGCGUGGCAUUGACAUCCCCAAUCUUGACUAUGUGGUCAACUUCUACUUCCCCGGCAAGCCAAAGCUGUUCAUCCAUCGUGUGGGCAGAUGUGCUCGCGCUGGGCGUUCAGGAACGGCCUUCACGAUCUUCUCUUCCGAGGAUGUAGCCCACUUUCAUGAUCUCUACAUCUUCCUGAAUCGCCAGCUGGACUUUGGCGAUGGACAAGCGAUUGGAAUUGUGCCGAACGCGGCGCUGGAGAGUGAGCAGGACGCGUUUGUGGAAUUGUCUCAGGGAUCGGACUUUGCAAAGAUGUACAAAACGACAGUGAAUGCGUACAAGCAGUACAUUCGAUCGCGUCCUGCCGCCUCCACGGCGUCCAACAAGAAGGCCAAGACAUUCAAUCGGCUGGACUUGAAGACGCUGGACGUCUUUGAGGCUCUCGUGGGCGAUCACGCGGGUCUGCGGGAGAAGAAGGAGGAUCUGGUGAAGAAGAUCAACGGCUACAAGCCCGUGAGGACAAUCUUUGAGCUGAAUCCGCAGAAAACCGUGGCCCAGUGUGAGAUGAUGAAGACGGAGAGGGAGAAGCACAAGAAGGCCGUGGAGAAGUUCAAGGCGCACAAGGAGCAGAAGGAGGAUGACGAGGUGCUGGAGAAGAGGAAGACACGGAAAGAUCAACCCUGGAUACCCUAUCAUUCCGCUGAUAAGCACACCGAGGAUGGACUGGCGGUGAACUCGUUCAGUCGCGAGGCCAACGAGGCGAUUCUCAAUGUGGGGCCGGACAAUGAGCAGGGUGUGCAGAUUGCCAGGAAGCUGAAGAAGUGGGAUCGCGUGAAGAAGAAGAUGGUGGCGGUGCAGGAUCCGCGCGAGGGGAAGAUUCGCACGGAGUCGGGUGUGUGGAUUCCGGCCACGUACAAGACGAAUCGCUAUGAGGAGUGGAAGGAGAGGACGAAGAUUGAGGAGAGCCAGCGAGCGGAGGAGGAGGAGGUGGGCGCGGCGAGGGUGCAGAGGUAUCCGACGAAGCAGUGGGCGAGGCACAAUGUGAAUGUGCAGAAUAAGAAGCGCAAGGCGGAUCUGGAUCUGAAGGAUCCCGGACAGAUUGUGAAGAAGCGCAUCCGGCUGGAGAAUCUGAAGAACAAGCAGAUGGAGAACCAGAAGAAGAACGCCGUGAAGCGGAAGAUGGGGAUGUUCAAGCGCGGCGGCAAGGGACAAGCGAAGGGGGCGAAAGGGGCGAAAGGGGCGAAGAGGCGCAAGUGAGAAUUUCGAGUAACAAUAAUAAACUUGUUUAUUUAACCUUUCGUUUGGUGAUUCUGAUGAUUAGAGAGUGAUGAGUGUGUUUUAGCACAGUUGGGCACUGGAAGAGAGUUGGAAAGAUAGUUAAAGGAAGGUCUUUCAAAGGUCAAACUUGGGGGGGAAAAGUAAUUGUUGAAUUUAAUUGUAUUCCUCCGAUUUUCUUUGAUUGUAACUUUCCAAGCGACCAGCUGAAUAUAGUGAAAGAAAUCUUGACGCAAUGAACGUGAUAAAUCAUCCUAAAACAACAUGCUAAUAUUUAGGAUGUUACAUCGUUGACUUUGCAUAAUAAAGAAAAUUCACCUGAAAUAUUUGGCUAAGAAAUAAACAUUUUAACGAUGACGUAUAAAAAACGUAUUAUCUUGAUAUCCCACGUUCGUGUCAGAAAUAAUAAUGAAAUUUAGAAGUCAUAGGUGGGGAUUUACGAGGGAGGAAGAAGUCUCAUGAUGUAGGCCGAGUUUCUGUGUAACCAUUAAACACG
Messenger RNA from Phlebotomus argentipes, 2956 nucleotides. Its product is annotated as ATP-dependent RNA helicase DDX54. NCBI's taxonomy places the organism in Eukaryota, Metazoa, Arthropoda, Insecta, Diptera, Psychodidae. The record is from RefSeq and is a predicted model, not a curated record. Bases 217 to 2442 code for a protein of 741 amino acids. Gene Ontology annotation, molecular function: RNA binding; ATP binding; RNA helicase activity. The transcript has 3 exons. Gene Ontology annotation, cellular component: nucleus.